GCGUGCAAGAGAGUGACAUUGAUGAGCAUCUUGAAUCUAAUGGCGAGGCUAUUAAUUGAAUUAAGUCUCGCCAAUGCCAGCUCACUCCUUGUUAUCUAUUUUCUCGAAUCGAAUAUUACUAUGCUCAUCUGUCAUUGUGAUUACCACCCAAUUAUGUGUUUUGUCAUUAGAUAUUCCCAAUAACAAGAGGGUUUCUCCUAUUUAUAUGUAACUUGUACUUGCAUAUCUCUCUCCUUUUUUUCUCCUCUCCUACCUUGAGUAGGGCUCUCUAUAUUCUUUCUAACUCGAAUUCUUCCAUACACCCCCACAGAAAAAUAGUUUUGAGUGCCUACUAAGGGGACAACUUUCAGCUAUAUACAUAUUGAUAUCAUCUCCGAAGAUCUCUUAAAGUUAGGAAAUGAUCGUCUGUAUCAAAGGAGAAGAAGAUGAAAAUGAUGUAACACCUCCCAGAAAGGUUUCAAAUACGGGCAAUACUUUGGCCGAGGUCCUUGUGCCGAAGGGAUCACCAAACUCAAUAGAUAUGGUUAAGCAUGUAGUAAUAGUAAUGGAUGCAUUGAAGGGUUUCUCUCGAGGGCCACUCCAAUGGGCACUUGACCAUGUCAUUCAAACUCGUUGUACCAUUACCCUUCUAGGUGUGAUGCCCUGGAUCCCUCUCCCAUUGUCAUGCAAGACAUGGCUAGAUGUUUGGACAUUCGAUCAGGAGGAUUUGUCAGCAUUGAAAGGUCGGAGUGACUUGAAGAAUGAUCACAAGUAUCAGAAGAUUCGGAGAAUAAUUGAGCUAUGCGAGCAGAAAGGGGUUGGUUAUCUACUCUCAUAUUAUACCAGGAACAUAAAGCUAGUGCACUGUUUGCAGGUCGUCCCAUGUAUGAAAGUAGCAAUGGGGCAUCCUUUGAAGCUAGUUGUUCUCGAGCAGACCACAAAUCUUCAUGCUACCUUUGUGGUUCUUGACAGACAUCUCAGGAAGAACAAAGCAUUCUUUGCACAGAGAUUGCCCAGCAGCGUCGUGAUGAUGAAGAGUGGUGGAGAUGUAGACAUGCUCAAAAUCCGUUCAAGCAUCGAUAGUUCUGAGCUCACUCCUGGAAAAUCUCCAGAAAAUAUGAUAUCUACUCCUCAGGUUAUUCUUUCAGAAGCAUUGUCUGAACUUCUGAAGUGAAAAGUAAAUUUAUAUAUAGGCCGACAAGAAUCAAGAAGUUGGGUUUGACAAGAGGGUGCAAAUUUUGUUGGAAGAAAUGCAUUUAAUAUAUGUUGAUAGUAGAUGUCGUCUGAAGCUGAUGUGUGGAUGCAACAUCUUAUGUGUACUAUUCGGUUGGCUAAUAAAUCUACAUGUAGGAGCUUCUAGUC
Molecule: messenger RNA, 1341 nt
Organism: Ricinus communis (castor bean)
Lineage: Eukaryota; Viridiplantae; Streptophyta; Magnoliopsida; Malpighiales; Euphorbiaceae
Exons: 4
Coding region: 398-1153 (251 amino acids)
Biological process (GO): aromatic amino acid biosynthetic process
Molecular function (GO): oxidoreductase activity; 3-dehydroquinate synthase activity
Source: RefSeq, a predicted model, not a curated record